Lampris incognitus (smalleye Pacific opah) is the source of this 2613-nucleotide messenger RNA. It is a transcript of the gene hsp90aa1.1, whose product is annotated as heat shock protein 90, alpha (cytosolic), class A member 1, tandem duplicate 1. The transcript has 11 exons. The coding region runs from base 135 to 2309 and encodes 724 amino acids. Gene Ontology annotation, biological process: protein folding; cellular response to heat; protein stabilization. Gene Ontology annotation, molecular function: ATP binding; ATP hydrolysis activity; ATP-dependent protein folding chaperone. The record is from RefSeq and is a predicted model, not a curated record. Gene Ontology annotation, cellular component: protein-containing complex; perinuclear region of cytoplasm; cytosol. NCBI's taxonomy places the organism in Eukaryota, Metazoa, Chordata, Actinopteri, Lampriformes, Lampridae.
AUGAAGACAAGCUGCCCACAGGCGCAACAGUGAAACACAGAUAAGGAGAUCUACAAGAAGAGUAGAGAAACGUGGCAAUUAAUCCUACGACUACCUACGAGAAAUAAGGGGAAAUAAAGUGGAUUUUAUUCAAGAUGCCAGAGAAAGCCGGCCAUACAAUGGAGGAGGAAGUGGAGACCUUUGCCUUUCAGGCUGAGAUUGCUCAGCUGAUGUCUCUCAUUAUCAAUACCUUCUACUCAAACAAAGAGAUCUUCCUUAGGGAGCUCAUCUCCAAUUCCUCAGAUGCUUUGGACAAAAUCAGAUAUGAAAGCUUGACAGACCCCAGCAGACUUGAGUCCUGCAAGGAGUUAAAGAUUGAACUCAGGCCCGACCUUCAUGCUCGCACCCUGACCCUCACUGACACAGGUAUUGGCAUGACCAAGGCUGACCUGAUCAACAACCUAGGAACCAUCGCCAAGUCCGGCACCAAGGCCUUCAUGGAGGCCCUACAGGCAGGAGCUGACAUCUCCAUGAUUGGUCAGUUCGGUGUUGGUUUCUACUCUGCCUACCUGGUGGCUGAGAAGGUGACGGUCAUCACAAAACACAAUGAUGAUGAGCAGUACGUGUGGGAGUCUGCAGCUGGAGGCUCAUUCACAGUCAAAUCUGACACUGGUGAGUCCAUUGGUCGUGGCACAAAGGUGAUCCUUCAUCUCAAGGAGGACCAGUCAGAAUACUGUGAGGAAAAGCGCAUCAAGGAAGUCGUGAAGAAGCACUCGCAAUUUAUUGGCUACCCUAUUACACUAUUUGUGGAGAAGACUAGGGAGAAAGAAGUGGACCUUGAGGAGGGAGAAAAAGAAGAAGAGGUUGAGAAGGAUACUGCUGAGGACAAGGACAAACCUAAGAUUGAGGAUGUGGGUUCCGAUGAGGAUGAGGACACAAAGGAGAGCAAGAACAAGAGGAAGAAAAAGGUCAAGGAGAAGUACAUUGAUGCUCAAGAGCUGAACAAGACCAAGCCCAUCUGGACACGUAACCCCGAUGACAUCACGACUGAGGAGUACGGGGAGUUCUACAAGAGCCUCACCAAUGACUGGGAGGACCAUCUGGCAGUGAAGCACUUCUCAGUGGAGGGCCAACUGGAGUUCCGUGCACUACUCUUUGUGCCCAGAAGAGCCGCAUUUGACCUCUUUGAGAACAAGAAGAAGAGAAACAACAUCAAGCUAUAUGUGCGCAGGGUCUUUAUCAUGGACAACUGCGAUGAGCUGAUGCCAGAAUACCUCAACUUCAUUAAGGGUGUGGUGGACUCUGAGGAUCUCCCUCUGAACAUCUCCAGAGAGAUGCUGCAGCAGAGCAAGAUCCUGAAGGUCAUCCGUAAGAACCUGGUCAAGAAGUGCCUUGAGCUUUUCACUGAGCUGGCCGAGGACAAAGACAACUACAAGAAGUGUUAUGAGCAGUUUUCAAAGAACAUCAAGCUGGGCAUCCACGAGGAUUCUCAGAACAGGAAGAAGCUUUCUGAGAUGUUGCGUUACUACACCUCUAACUCCGGUGAUGAGAUGGUUUCCCUGAAGGACUAUGUGUCUCGCAUGAAGGACAACCAGAAGCACAUUUACUACAUCACUGGUGAGACCAAGGACCAGGUGGCUAACUCUGCCUUUGUGGAGCGUCUUCGCAAAGCUGGCCUGGAGGUCAUUUACAUGAUUGAGCCCAUUGAUGAGUACUGUGUCCAGCAACUAAAGGAAUACGAUGGCAAGAAUCUGCUUUCAGUGACAAAGGAGGGCCUUGAGUUGCCUGAGGAUGAAGAUGAGAAGAAGAGGCAGGAAGAGCUCAAAAUUAAAUUUGAGAACCUUUGCAAGAUCAUGAAGGAUAUCCUUGACAAGAAGAUUGAGAAGGUCACUGUCUCCAACCGCUUGGUCUCCUCUCCAUGCUGCAUUGUCACCAGCACCUACGGUUGGACAGCCAAUAUGGAGAGGAUCAUGAAGUCACAAGCACUCAGGGACAACUCCACCAUGGGCUAUAUGACAGCCAAGAAACACCUUGAGAUCAACCCCCAGCAUCCAAUUAUUGAGACCCUGAGAGAGAAGGCAGAGGCUGACAAGAAUGACAAAGCUGUGAAGGACUUAGUUAUUCUUCUUUUCGAGACUUCCCUGCUGUCUUCAGGAUUCACACUGGAAGACCCUCAGACACAUGCCAACCGCAUCUACAGAAUGAUUAAGCUUGGUCUAGGUAUUGAUGAUGAUGACUCAGCAGCUGAAGACGUCAUUCAGCCUAGUGAAGAAGAUAUGCCCGUUUUGGAAGGAGACGAUGAUACAUCAAGAAUGGAGGAAGUUGACUAAGAUAUUACAGAAUUUCUUGUGAUAACCUUUAACUUUUUUUGUAAGUUACUUUGCUGUUUCUAAGUAGACUUUUAAUUUUUACACAACUGUCUUUUCUCCGAAACAGUAAUUUUUACAGUUAACACGUUUAUCUACAUUAUCAUAACCUACCGCGGGCAUAUAUCACAUCAACUGCGGACUACAGACCCAAUGUGUGAGUAAUAUCUGCUCAACAGGAAACUAGUCAGUGACUACACACGCUUUUGUAACUGUUAAAUAUUUUUUAUGAAGAAGAAUGUAGAUUUGUAAUAAAAAAGUGUUUAGA